AUGGAGCAUGUCCGCCCCGGCUUCAUACAGGAAUCCAAGUCGGGCAGCGACCCAGCAUUAGUACUGUGCGGCGAGCCCGAUGCCUUGUUGAUACACUUCACAACCUGGACGCAGGCCGGCUUCUACAAGACGGCCGACUUCAGUCCCGCAGUUGUGCGUGCCGGCGAGACGAGCCAGUGGAGGAGCAACCCGCCCGGCACCAUGGUUUUCCACCACGUGCAAUCGAUGCGACAGGGCCCGACGACCAGGAACGUGUUUGUGGUGCUGGGCAAGGACCACGGCGGCAACUAUUGGUUGACUGGGAUUCUGCUGGCCCAAGCCUGGGCCAAGACUGAAGAGGAUAUAAAUAAGAUGUAA
Messenger RNA from Phialemonium atrogriseum, 357 nucleotides. RefSeq lists its product as uncharacterized. The record is from RefSeq and is a predicted model, not a curated record. NCBI's taxonomy places the organism in Eukaryota, Fungi, Ascomycota, Sordariomycetes, Cephalothecales, Cephalothecaceae. Bases 1 to 357 code for a protein of 118 amino acids. The transcript has a single exon.